This is a messenger RNA of Galleria mellonella (greater wax moth), 922 nucleotides long. Its product is annotated as glutathione S-transferase 1-1-like. NCBI's taxonomy places the organism in Eukaryota, Metazoa, Arthropoda, Insecta, Lepidoptera, Pyralidae. The transcript is spliced from 5 exons. The coding region runs from base 150 to 803 and encodes 217 amino acids. The record is from RefSeq and is a predicted model, not a curated record. Gene Ontology annotation, molecular function: glutathione transferase activity. Gene Ontology annotation, biological process: glutathione metabolic process.
GUCAGUACUUUUUAUCGGACUCACUCAAAUAUUAAUAAAUUGGAGCUCACUCGAAUGGUAACAUUAGUCGUAAAUAGAGUUGUGAGCUAUCAACACGUGUUCCGGGUGUAUUUUGUAUAAUUAUUCCUAAUCGAUUUUUCUCACAAACAAUGCCUAUUGAUCUGUACCUGAAUCCUGGCUCUGCGCCCUGCAGAGCAGUGCUCCUCACAGUGAGAGCUCUCAACUUGGACGUCAAUCAGAAAUUGACAGAUUUAAUGAAAGGAGAACAUCUUACACCGGAGUAUCUAAAGAUCAAUCCUCAGCACACUAUCCCCACAUUAGUGGACGACGAUUUCUCAGUAUGGGAGUCGAGAGCCAUAAUAACCUAUUUGGUGAACAAAUAUGGUAAAGAUACAGGACUGUACCCUGAGGAGCCGCGAGCUAGGGCCACUGUUGAUCAGAGGCUGUACUUCGAUAUGGGAACACUGUACCAAAGAUUUGGCGAGUAUUAUUAUCCACAAAUUUUGGCUGGUGCGCCACCUGAUGCGGAGAAGUUGAAGAAAUUGGAGCAAGCUCUCGAAUUUAUGAACACAUUCCUGGAUGGGCAGGAGUAUUUGGCGGGCCCGCAACUCACUGUGGCAGAUCUUUCUACGGUCGCUACAAUCUCGACCUUAGAGUUAACAGACGUUGACUUCAGGAAAUACCCCAACAUUAAUAGGUGGUAUGAGAAAAUGAGAGCCGAAGUGGCCGGAUAUAAAGAGGUGAACGAAACUGGCUUAGAUCACAUGAGAGCUAUUAUGGAGAAAUUCAAGAAAAGUACAUAAAUUUAUAUAUAUAUAAAAAAAAAACAUGGUAACGAUCUAAUUAAAUGGCACUGUGCAAUUAAUUUUCGCCACUUUUCUAACGCACUGAAUAAUUAUAUGUCCUUGUCAGGAAUCACAAA